AUGAACUCCGGGAUCUGCAAAGCCUGGCCACGAAGCUGGCAGCCGAGCUCGGCGCAAGGGAGGAGUUCGUCCGCGAACAUGCAGGUGGUGUCGUCCUGGACCCUCACUUCCUGCUUUUCGAGUGGCUCUUCACGAAGGGGAACCUGCGAGCGAGCCAACUGCGCCUGGUGA
Molecule: messenger RNA, 171 nt
Organism: Symbiodinium natans
Lineage: Eukaryota; Dinophyceae; Suessiales; Symbiodiniaceae
Source: the annotation of a GenBank genome assembly